Messenger RNA from Platichthys flesus (European flounder), 1683 nucleotides. RefSeq names its product tubulin alpha-1A chain-like. Gene Ontology annotation, molecular function: GTP binding; structural constituent of cytoskeleton. Lineage: Eukaryota; Metazoa; Chordata; Actinopteri; Pleuronectiformes; Pleuronectidae. Gene Ontology annotation, cellular component: cytoplasm; microtubule. Bases 131 to 1486 code for a protein of 451 amino acids. The transcript is spliced from 4 exons. Gene Ontology annotation, biological process: mitotic cell cycle; microtubule cytoskeleton organization. The record is from RefSeq and is a predicted model, not a curated record.
GUUACCACAACACACCGGGCUGUUGCCUAGCGAUGCUGUGCAUUAAAGCACCCCCUUGCACUCGCACCUGACACAACCUCCCCAGCCACUCUUCUCAGGUGAACAAGGGACUUUUUGCAGAGCUGAAAACAUGCGUGAAUGUAUCUCUGUCCAUGUUGGUCAGGCCGGUGUCCAGAUAGGCAAUGCAUGCUGGGAGCUGUACUGCCUUGAGCAUGGCAUCCAGCCGGACGGUCAGAUGCCCAGCGACAAGACCAUCGGAGGAGGAGACGACUCCUUCAACACCUUCUUCAGUGAGACUGGAGCAGGCAAGCAUGUUCCCAGAGCUGUCUUUGUGGACCUGGAGCCAACCGUCAUCGAUGAGGUCCGCACAGGCACCUACCGCCAGCUCUUCCAUCCUGAGCAGCUGAUCACUGGAAAAGAGGACGCAGCCAAUAACUAUGCUCGGGGUCACUACACCAUCGGGAAAGAGAUUAUUGACCUGGUGCUGGACAGGAUUCGUAAACUGGCUGACCAGUGCACAGGGCUCCAGGGUUUCCUCAUCUUCCACUCCUUUGGAGGAGGAACCGGUUCAGGCUUCACCUCUCUGCUGAUGGAGCGUCUCUCUGUCGACUACGGCAAAAAGUCCAAGCUGGAGUUUGCCAUCUAUCCAGCUCCUCAGGUGUCCACUGCCGUGGUGGAGCCCUACAAUUCCAUCCUGACCACCCACACCACCCUGGAGCACUCUGACUGCGCCUUCAUGGUAGACAAUGAAGCCAUCUAUGACAUCUGCCGCAGGAACCUGGACAUCGAGCGCCCCACCUACACCAACCUCAACAGGCUGAUUGGACAGAUCGUCUCCUCCAUCACUGCCUCCCUGCGUUUCGAUGGCGCCCUGAACGUCGACCUGACAGAGUUCCAGACCAACUUGGUGCCCUACCCUCGUAUCCACUUCCCUCUGGCCACCUACGCCCCAGUUAUCUCUGCAGAGAAGGCCUAUCACGAGCAGCUCUCUGUAUCAGAGAUCACCAACGCCUGCUUCGAGCCAGCCAAUCAGAUGGUGAAAUGCGACCCUCGUCACGGCAAGUACAUGGCCUGCUGCCUCCUUUACCGUGGAGACGUGGUGCCCAAGGAUGUCAACUCUGCCAUCGCCACCAUCAAGACCAAGCGUACCAUCCAGUUUGUGGACUGGUGUCCCACAGGCUUCAAGGUGGGCAUCAACUACCAGCCCCCUACGGUGGUUCCUGGUGGAGACCUGGCCAAGGUGCAGAGGGCCGUGUGCAUGCUGAGCAACACCACCGCCAUCGCAGAGGCCUGGGCUCGCCUGGACCACAAGUUCGACCUCAUGUACGCCAAGAGGGCCUUCGUCCACUGGUACGUCGGAGAGGGCAUGGAGGAGGGAGAGUUCUCUGAGGCCAGAGAGGACAUGGCCGCCCUGGAGAAGGAUUACGAAGAGGUCGGAACCGACACCGUCGGCGAUGAGGGAGAGGAAGAGGGGGAGGAAUAUUAAAUUUGAAAUAAAACCAUAAUUUCUGUGUCAAUAUGUUUCGAACAAACUAUUGCACAAUGAAUUGUCCAACUGUCAACAUUUAGACAUGACGUAGAGUGAGAACAUAUGAUAUAUCAUAAAAUGUGGGUCUCUGCUUUUCUGUCUUUAUUCUUUAUUGAUUAUCUAUCUUUAAUUGUUUUGUUUUUUUUACAAAAAUG